AUGCCUUCAAAGAGACCACCAUCUCCCUCCACCACUCCCGACUCCGAUACGGUCCGGCCAUCCCGACGACAUCUCCCUGCUCCCAUCGUCUCUCCACUUCGCAUGCAACAAGCCGCCGAGCUCCUUGCCUCCGCAAAGCAAGAGUGCUUCGAGACGCAUCAACUCUGGCAAGACGCCAGCAACUGGGGCGAUAGUCACUCCGAGGUUGAAGCCGCGCUCAAAGCCAGGCUCGACAUCAAUGCCGAGACACAAGCAGAUCUCGAGAAUUUCAUUUGGCUUGCUACCAAUCGCGCUUUGGGAAUUGAUGAUCCUAGACCUGAGCAGAUCGAACUAGCAUUCAAGCUCGCGGGCCGCAGUCCUGAGAAGAAAGGGUUCUGUAAGUGUGUUGGAAAUGGUGCUGGGCCGAGCGGUGUGCUGGAGCGGACUAUCGAUUUGAGGGAUGCGGAUGUGGACUGGAGUACACCCUCUUCUUCUUUUCUUGCAGAUGAGGUUGAGCCAAGAGGUGAGAGUACUUGGUCGGGUUGCUAA
Molecule: messenger RNA, 528 nt
Organism: Fulvia fulva
Lineage: Eukaryota; Fungi; Ascomycota; Dothideomycetes; Mycosphaerellales; Mycosphaerellaceae
Exons: 1
Coding region: 1-528 (175 amino acids)
Source: RefSeq, a predicted model, not a curated record